AUGCGGAUCACUUGCCUUUUGACCAUCACCUCGUUGCUCCUGAGGCUGACAGAAUGCACGAUGAUAAAUCCCAAGAUGCCCGCUCAGAGGAUUAUUGUGCUGUGCCAUCUGCGUCGAAGCCGGCCUUACAACGCGAUCCCGACGAAUACAAGCUGAGCAACGCGCUUAGGGUUCCACGCGCAACGACCUACACAGCCCAGGCGUUGUACGAACAGAUCUUGACAAAUGAUAUCAACUUGGACCCCGAAUACCAACGAGAUGUGGUCUGGACUCAGCAAAAACAGACAGGGUUGAUAGAUUCUGUGUUGAGGAACUUCUACAUACCCCCGGUUAUCUUUGCGGUGAAUUCUUUCGACGAUGGGACAGAAACCAGAACGUGUAUCGACGGCAAGCAGAGGCUUACGUCAAUUCAUAGGUUCAUGGAAGGUCUAAUCCCCCACCAAGACCAUGAAACGGGUGAGAAGUAUUGGUACAAAGAUAAUCCAGGGGCACCCAGCAAACGGAAGAAGAACCUGCUCCCAGAGUAUCUUUGUCGCAUGUUUUCAAACAAACAAGUCGUUUGCGUCGAAUACCAGGACUUACCUGAUGAAGGCGAGCGAGAUAUCUUUCAACGAGUCCAAUUAGGUAUGGCCUUGACUCCCUCAGAGAAACUGCAAGUCAUCAACACACCCCGAGCUCAGCUACUACGUGAGCUGAUGAACGCGUAUCCCCUUGAAAACCUUCCGUUCGAACGCUCGCGCGCCACCGAUUUCCGUUGUUACGCCAUAGUUGCACAUGUCCUCAUGCACUACCCCAAAAUCAAGAACAUUGCCAUCGGUGUGACCCUAACUAAGUGGCUCGAGGUGACUGCCGAUGUGUUAGACUCAUUCAGGACGAGGAUGAUCGAGGCGCUGGAACGUGCCGGGGAGAUAAAAGUCCCGGAGAAAAAUAGCAAGGGCAAAGUCUCGCCAGUCGAGGUUAUUUUCAUCGUUAUCCUGGCGAAUGCCAUCAAGGAUCAGAAACGUCUCUCAGCAUUGGUGAAGGAGAUGCGUGCAGAUGUUCGGGAGGCUUUCCGCGACGUCCGAACGAAUGUUUCAGUUGGGAAGCAUAUGCUUGAGUUCGUCAAGCGAGCGGACAAAGGGAAGAACGGGGGCGGAUAUUUCGAAGAGGAUGAUGAUGACGAAGAAGCCGAGGAAGAAAGGAAACCGCUUCCGAGGAAGAGUAGAAAGUCAAGGGCAGCGAAGCAGGCUGGGGACGACGAGCCGGACAAAGUGGAAAAUCGGCGGAAUCCGCAAAACUUGCCAUCCCCGCUACAAUAGUAUAAAUAUUAUUCCGUCUUUGGGAUUACUACAAAACUUCACUACACUCUCUAUCGUGUUUUCGUGCUAUCGCCUACAAUAUAUCAUAGGGAAGAAGUUCCACCACGUGCGAGUCCCAAUCAAAUUGCGUUCCGUUUACCACCAAGGAAAACUCUGGACCUUAGUUCUUCAAGCGCCG
Molecule: messenger RNA, 1476 nt
Organism: Desarmillaria tabescens
Lineage: Eukaryota; Fungi; Basidiomycota; Agaricomycetes; Agaricales; Physalacriaceae
Exons: 9
Coding region: 54-1298 (414 amino acids)
Source: RefSeq, a predicted model, not a curated record